UUUAACAUCUCUGCAUUUUUAACGCAUAUCGAAAAAUUCUAAACGUAAUGACUAAGUUUUGAAGUGCGUUGGGGCGUGAUUUGAAGUGGAAUGGUGGAUGGCUUUGGUGGUGAUGAGUACGGGACCGAAGACAGGUGGCUCCUUAUACCAUAGCACGGGUUCGAUGUGUUCAGUUUUGCUAUGACCGCCGACUGGUCACGAGACAUCUCCGAGGUAGAACCCCUAUUUUGAGUUUAAUACAUUUUAUUUCUCUGUCAAAGAAGAAAAAAAAGCGACACUACAAUGGAAUAUCGAACAUUUAUCAUGGUACUUUUAUGCAUUUUGUGCCACGCAAAUGAAUAUUCGGACACGAAACAAUCGAAACCAAAUGACGUCGAUUCAACGACAGAAUCCAAUGAACCUCCAGAAGGAUAUUACGCCUUCGUGAAGUCACCGAACGCAGAACCGCCUAAAGUGAGGCCGCCACCUUAUAUAGAUAGCGACAAAGAAUGCUAUGACACCGGUAAACAGGGAAAGGGUUAUGUUUCCGUACACAAUAUUUGCGGGGAUCUUAACAAGGGUUAUAUCCCGCGAAAUCCUAUGAAUCAGUAUUUCAAUGGCUCGUCGUAUCCUUUCGCGCUGUUGAAAAAUCACACGUUGAAAUUUUUGAGCAAAGCGUUGCCUAUACUCAAGGCUGACGAUUCAUUGCCGAAGGUCGCCACGGUGCAAUCCUAUUUCCAGAAUUCUGUCGACACCGACGAGAAAGGAAGUAGAAGCAAGCGAUCGUCCGAUUCAGAAAGCGCCUUGGAUACUCUCAGAAACGGUCGUAAAUUCUGCGAAAAUGGUGGAGGAGUUGUCUGCAUGCUGUACAAGGCUAUACAAGGUGAACCAUUGGCUACCUCAGCAGCUGAACGCCGUGACGAGCCCUCCACCCCAGAGUACCGUCAACGAACACCGCCACAAGAGAAGCCAGAAUACACCGGUCCACCCACUCCUUGUCCAGCUAAAGUGGAGUACGCUACACCAGUGUUCGCCAAGAACUAUCAAGGAGUUUGGCGCUACGUGGUGCAAAUCCCUUACGAGGGUUACUUCACUCAGACUAUCGAAGUAACCCGAUGCAUGCAAUCAAGAUGUCAUUACUUGGAUGGUGGUUGUCUGUCGUCGCCAAGAUGGACUAGUUUGCUAGUAGCAGAGAUUUUCUAUCCUGACACGUUUUUGGAAGAAAAUCAAAAUUCUAGAAUCAACGGCCUGAGAGAUACUGCCGGUUCACCGCCACCUGUCCACGAUUUCCAGAAUUAUCAACAAUAUUUACAGAAACGUGCCGGGGAGAAUGAAGCUCGUAACAGCGGAUCGUCCCAGCAUCAUUGCGACGGUGUCGACGAAAUGGGUUGUUUCCAGGUAAGAUUGUACUACGAUUGGUUCUUGGUGCCAGGAAGCUGCAAGUGUUGGCGUCCCGAUUACUUCAACCGCUAUGUUCGUCGAAGCGGGUCUAACGUCGAAUUGUGAUGGCAAUAUCGCGUGUCAAAUCACGUAAAUGAGCAAGAGAACGCGCUUGCGUGAUAUGACUGAUACGAUUAAAUCGAUAAGCUUGUCAGAUUCUGUGAAAUAGUCUGUUUUGAUCGAUCGAUGAUCAAACGACUAUUUGUUUGAUAAUUGAAUAGGAAAGAUGUUAGAAUCGAACAUACACUUUUUAGACAAUACCUACGUAGAAGAUCACAUUUCAGCAAUCAUCGAAUGAGGAGAAUUAAAGUGGAUCCACUGAGUGCGAUCGAUAAUCUAGCUUUAAUAUAAUACUUUGUUGUAUUAAAUUCGCAGCAUUGUGCACCUUAAAGACUGAAGAGAAGUACCAUUGUCGUGAACGCAGUAGAACGCGCUAAUGAAGUUGCAUCAACGUGCGUUGUUACUAAGUACAUAUUUCUUUUUUUAAAUAAUCCACGUUUCGCACUGUAUGAAAGUAUGAUUUGCAUUUUUCAUUUACCAAGAUACGUUGUUAAAUUAACGCAGUAGAAUAGCUAUAGAA
Bombus pascuorum is the source of this 1999-nucleotide messenger RNA. RefSeq lists its product as uncharacterized. Gene Ontology annotation, molecular function: Toll binding; growth factor activity. Gene Ontology annotation, cellular component: extracellular region. The record is from RefSeq and is a predicted model, not a curated record. The coding region runs from base 283 to 1485 and encodes 400 amino acids. Gene Ontology annotation, biological process: regulation of Toll signaling pathway; innate immune response; central nervous system formation. The transcript is spliced from 8 exons. Lineage: Eukaryota; Metazoa; Arthropoda; Insecta; Hymenoptera; Apidae.